AAGCAUACCACUAUCAGUGUCAAGAACAAAAAAUGGCACUGCUGGCUACACUGUUAGCAACUGUUUUAUGCCUGAGUUCUCAAAUUAAGGCACAACUAGUAGUGGGAUUCUACAACAGUAGAUGUCCUCGCACAGAAUCAAUCAUAGGGGAAGAAGUCCUCAAAGCCUUUCUCAAAGAUAAAGGAAUUGCUCCUGGUCUCGUCAGAGCUCAUUUCCACGAUUGCUUUGUUCGGGGUUGCGAUGGCUCCUUAUUCAUUGAUUCAACACCAACAAACGUAGCAGAGAAGGACGGUCCUCCAAAUGGCAUCACUCUUCGCGGUCUGGAAGUAGUUGACAAUGCCAAGGCCAGACUUGAAGCAGAAUGCAAAGGAGUUGUGUCCUGUGCUGAUAUAUUAGCAUAUGCAGCCAGAGACUCUGUCGUGAUUACUGGAGGCCGCGGAUGGGGUGUUCCAGCAGGCAGGCGAGAUGGACGUAUCUCACGUGCUGCAGAGACUAUAGACAUUCCUGGACCCUUUCAAAAUUUAGAUCAAAUCACUCAGGCUUUUGCUAAGAAGAAUAUGACCCAAGAUGAGAUGAUUGCACUUUCAGGGGCGCAUACAAUUGGUCGCUCUCAUUGCACAUCAUUCAGCAAUAGGUUAUACGAUUUCAGCCCAGCAAACAGUCAAGAUCCGAGCUUGGACCGCUUCUUGGCUGCACUACUGAAGAUACAAUGCCCUCAAGGCCCUCAAGGAGAUGUUGAUCCUAACUUGGUGGUGCCGAUGAAUAGGAGUCCAGCUCUUUUCGAGAAUAGCUAUUACAGGGACAUCUUGGCACACCGUGUUGUUCUCACAUCCGACCAGACCCUCAUCACCAGCCCAGAGAGUCUUUCAGAAGUCAGAGAAUAUGCAUUCAACGAGCGAGAAUGGCAGGAAGAUUUUGCUGAUGCAAUGGUAAAGAUGAGUCAGAUUGAGGUUCUUACUGGAACUGCUGGAGAAAUUCGAUCCAACUGCAGGGUCAUAAAUCCUUAAAGCUUUGAUCUUGACCUCAACUGCCAAAACCCCCCACCGUAAACAUGUUAGGGGAUAUCCAUUUAUCAGGAUUUAGCAAGAAGUUAUUUUCAUUUCUAAUUGGACCCUUUUGUUUGAUUGAAUUACUAUCAUUCCACAUAGCAAGGAGAAGAAGGUGUGUUUCUUGAAGCCUUCAGGAGGGAGAAAACAUAAUGAGAAUAAAAAAAAAAAAACAAAAGUUUCAAUAC
Messenger RNA from Coffea arabica (coffee), 1234 nucleotides. The record is from RefSeq and is a predicted model, not a curated record. NCBI's taxonomy places the organism in Eukaryota, Viridiplantae, Streptophyta, Magnoliopsida, Gentianales, Rubiaceae.